GCUGGCAAACAGUUUGCACUUCUAAGGCGUCGAUGCAAGUUGUGCGCGAUGCGUGUGUUACUUUUGUUUUUAUUUAUCUACUGCUGUGAUGGUUAUAAAUUAUUGUUGUUCUUCCCACUACCAGGGAAGAGCCAUGGAAUACUUGGUGAAGCGAUGGUUCACCAUCUAGUGAAAGCCGGACACGAAGUCACAUACAUAGCACCGUACCCAUUAAAAAAGCCUGCGGAAAAUGUGCGUUACAUCGAUGUUUCUGAAAACAUCAACGUCGUACCAGUUUUUCAGGUUUUCGAUAUAAACAAACUUAUGUAUAAGGAGAUGGAUCUACAAAAUAUGAAUAUAAUGUUUAUGAUUAUGGAAGGUUUUAUGAAUGCAACUCUACAGAUAAGCAGUGUUCAAAAUUUGAUGCAUGACCCAAACACCAAUUUUGAUGCGGUCAUUGUUGAAUGGCUUUUCACGGAAAUUGGCGCUGGUUUCUCCGAGGUGUUUGGAUGUCCUUUGAUUUGGUUUUCAUCUAUGGAGCCCCAUUCAUUUUUGCUCUCUUUAAUUGAUGAUCAUUUGAGCCCUGCCUACACAGUGUUUAACUGGGAUAGGCAAUACUCAUUGGAUUUCUACGGCCGCGUCAAACAUCUGUAUUUAUUCUUGAAUCUUAUCUUUGAUAAGUGGAAACUGAAGGAUAUUGAUGAAAUUAUUUAUAGACACGCAUACAAAUCAGCAGCUCAAAGUCGUGGGCGUAAGUUAUCGCCAUUACAUAAAGUGAAGUAUAACGCGUCUUUGAUGUUGGGUAACUCACACGUUUCAAGUGGAGAAUCAUUUACAUUGCCACAGAGUUAUAAGCCGAUUGGCGGAUUUCAUAUACCGGACGAAAUAGAACCACUGCCAAAGAAUCUACAAGACAUCAUGGACAAGUCUACGAAUGGCGUAAUUUACUUUAGCUUGGGAACAAUACUCCAAAGUACCGCUAUACCUGAUUCAGUAAAAAGAGAACUUUUGAAUGGAUUCAGUCAACUUAAAGAAACAGUUAUAUGGAAAUUUGAGACUGAAAUUUCGAAUCUUCCAAAUAACGUACAUGUCGUGUCUUGGGCACCACAGAGGAGCAUUUUAGCUCAUCCAAAUACAAAACUUUUUAUUACCCAUGGAGGUCUUCUGUCUACGUUUGAAGUUCUGCGAUUUGGUGUACCUAUUAUUGGCAUUCCUAUGUUUGGAGACCAGUUUAUCAAUGUGAACCGAGCUGUUAGGAAGGGAUUCGCAAAACGUUUUGACUUAGGCCAAGAGCCAGUGAAUGUAUUAAUUGAUCAUAUUAAGGAGAUAUUAAGAAAUCCCAGCUAUCGCGAAAAGGCAAAAGAGCUGUCGGUGGCGUACCACGACCGUCCUGUGUCUCCUGGUGCUGAGCUGGUGCACUGGGUGGAGCAUGUGGUGAAGACACGAGGAGCUCCACAUCUACGGUCACCAGCGCUACACGUGCCGUUCUACCAGAAGUUAUACCUUGAUCUAUUAGUUUUAUUACUAAUUAUAUUUUCUGCAUUUUUAUUUGUUACAAUAAGAGCACUUUCACUUUUUAGAAACAAUUCUUCGGUUAUUGAAAAGAAAAUCCAGUGAAUUUUUAUUUUUAUUGAUCUUGAAAAUUUAAAUAAAUUAAUUUGCAUAAAUAAUUUAAUAAAAACACCUCAAACCAUAAUAAUUCUUUCCAAAACCAUCACGUGUUCACUGUACCAGAAGUUAUACCUUGAUCUAUUAGUUUUGAUACUAAUUAUAUUUACUAAGUGUAAUUUUAUUUGUUAUAGUAAGAGACAAGACUCCAGUUAUUUGUUUCAUUUUUUUCCCCUUUAAAAUUUUUAUUAAUUGCUUGAAUAAUAAAAAAAAAAACACCUCCAAUAAUAAUAUAUCUCUCUAUAAUUUACACUUGCUGUUCAACCAGAAGUAUACCUUAAUCUAUUUGUUUUGAUACAAAUUAUAUAUUUGUAAUAUAUUUUGUUAUAUUUUUUUUAUCAUUCCAUUUUUUUAUUUUCAAAAUAAGAUUUUUGUUAAUUUAUGUAACUUCUGACUUAAUAAUUAAUAACGCUAUUUAUAUAAAUAAUAAUAAAAUAAAACUUAAAUAAUCUAACAAAAUUAAUUAAUUACAAAUAGAAAAUAUCAUUAAGAUCGCUAUCGGCAGGUAAGGUGCCCAUGACGCUGGAAACGUUACGUCUUUGUAUAGCCAAACUUAUCCUUUGGCAGAGGUACGUACCAGAUCUUGGGUCACCUGUUGAAUCGUUUAGACGCCUCGAUAGCUCUUUUACGAGUUUUUCUGCCGAUGAACCCCAUGGACCCAUCGUCUCCACCCCAAAGGGAACAAAUAUGUAUCCAUCACCGAGUGAUGCAUAUUUCCUCCGCUUUAGCUUUUCGGCAGAUUCCGCCGCUUUUGUUAUAGUAAGAGCAAGUUUGAUGCUAAGUUUAAAGUCUUUGCUUAAUGAAAAUAGAAUCAAGUAUUUUUUUACAUUUUAUUGAUCUUGAAGAUUAUAAUAGAUCUUUACUGAACUAUAAAAAUGUAAACCACAUCAAAUAAUAAUAACUUCUUAAGUUACACGUGCCUUUCUACCAUAGUGUUACCAUAGAGUUAAUACUGUUUUUGCGUGGCGUUAUAUUUAAAGCGCGGUAGAAACACAAGCGAUAACUCUGCCUAGCGAAUACGUUAGUAGAGUUAACAUCUGCUAGUUUUGUUACUAAUA
Leptidea sinapis is the source of this 2705-nucleotide messenger RNA. Its product is annotated as UDP-glycosyltransferase UGT5-like. Gene Ontology annotation, molecular function: UDP-glycosyltransferase activity. Bases 49 to 1596 code for a protein of 515 amino acids. The transcript is spliced from 8 exons. The record is from RefSeq and is a predicted model, not a curated record. Lineage: Eukaryota; Metazoa; Arthropoda; Insecta; Lepidoptera; Pieridae.